AUGUCACACGCAAUUCCAAACACGACCGCCAUUGUGGUCAUCACGGCUCCGACAGAGCCCACGGCUUCUAGCGCGGGGGUGGCGCCAGUCUCGUCCAGUGACGGUCCACAGACCAAACGCAUGUCGUUUGCUGGAAUUGUGACGGACAAAAGCGACAAAGGAUUUUCCACAGAAACGACAGGAUCUCUAGCGGUUAUCGCAGCUGGGCCCGUGUUGGUUAUCGCACAAGGAUGCAAUAUUCCAAAGACGCCGACGACGCCCACGAAAGAGGCAGCCGCAAAAGCAGUCCACACGAGCAAGGGAGGUCAAGAGAAACCUUCUCUGAUGAAGCGCAUCUCGGGGCGGUUUGAACGAAGCCCGUCGCCGUCUGCGAUGGAGUCUCUCGUCCUGGGCGUAUCCAGGCUCAGUGUCGUCGCGGAUCAUGGCGAGAUGAACAAGCUUCAUCAGCGCCAGUCCUCCUCAGUCACCGACAAGCCCGCGUAUGUAAAGACCGGGAAGGAAGCUGGUGAGGCGGAUGAGGAAGAAUAUGUCUAUGUCGAUUCCGAUGAGGGAGACGACGAUGACGAUGACGAUGAAGAUGAUGUAGAGACCCCUUCAUCCACGGUUAAUGGACCUGACUACAUCCAUUGUCUCGGCGUGCUGAGGGGAGGUCCGGUGCGAUCUAAUCCGACGUCUCCGGCAGAGCGCGCGAAGCGCCAGAAGCAAAAGCCUAGAUCUUUUGACCAGGUCAUUGCCCGUCACCAUCCCACGGAAAAACCUCCCAGUGUCGAGGAGCGUACGUCGCUUCUCCAAAGAUGGGAGGCUUUAUCGGAGGACCUCCAACAUCUCGUACAAUACUACGGGGGAAACACGUAUAAUUCCAUCCUCCAAGUCAUAUCUCUUGUCGAGAGCCAUCCUUUCUCAAUUCACGUUGUCCGCAAGACCGAGCACGACUACAAGUCCAAAAAGCCACGAGAAAACAGGGGAGUGAAAGGUGUAUAUUGCCUUCUAUGUAAUGAUGGUACUUCCUUCGCAACCAUGGGUCGCGCAGCGGCUCAUCUUACAGAGACACACUGGAAACUCAAGCCCUGGCGGUGCAUGUUUUGCGUCGAAAGAUUCCCGCAUCCCGACAAGCGGUGGAGUGGACACACCAAAGCGUGUUCUGACUUCUGGGCCCAAAUUGGACAGGGGCAGGCCUCGACAUGUGCUCGUACGCUCGACAUUACUGAGCGUGGGGCGUACAACGUUAUGAGCUCCAUUUAUCCUGGUCAGGGUGCAUCAACAAGUGCUGCAGCGUCGAGCUCUAGGAGACCACCAUUCGAUAUUCGAACAUCUUUUGACCACGAUCACAAUCCACUGCACCCCUCAGGCUCAUAUUCAUACCCUACACUGUCGCUUAAUUCUCAUGAGCUGGCCGGCGCCCAUCCUCAAGCCCCCCGGGUUCCCAGUGUCGUUCCGGAAACACAACUUCUCCACAGUCACAACAAUUCACAGUCCUUUCGCAGUGCUCCUCGAACACAGCUGCACUUGGCGGUGAACUAUACACCGAAUCUGUCGCAGGAUCCACAAGAUGGCUCCCUUUCGGGCUAUGAUGCAUCACCUCCCUUGGGUUCGACACCCAGUGAUGGAAGUUGGUACCACAAUCCUCCGACCGGACGAGUUCCCCUCCAGCCAUAUGUACACGCUGAGCAAGUGACUACACCUUCCCCCAGUUUACAGCAGCCCAAUGUAACGACGUCCAUAGCCCAGUAUAUGACACACCCCACAAGCAGGACGUCGCACGGUGCUGGUACCCCAUGGCUACCCGCACAAGGAUAUAGUUCAGUCAUGACCGGAACAUCAUAUCCUUUGGCAGAAGCCAUGCCUCUCCAGCAAACUCAAGAAUACUGGAUGUAUGAGAAUGAACAAUCCUAUGGCCCUCCCUCGAGUUUGUCAUACCAUCAUGCGCAGCCCGACCACGCUGCAUCUGGGUCGAGUGUCCAACUUCCAGGUUAUCCCCAUCAACUGGAUCCGCGACUUAAUUUGAGCUAUUACUCGACGCAGCUUCCGGGACUGGCUCACGGCUCAUCGCAAUCAGCUUCCCAGGCAGGCAAGGCGAAUCAACACUCCAACGUCAACCCGCCGCAAUGA
This is a messenger RNA of Serendipita indica DSM 11827, 2109 nucleotides long. Lineage: Eukaryota; Fungi; Basidiomycota; Agaricomycetes; Sebacinales; Serendipitaceae. The record is from the annotation of a GenBank genome assembly.